Molecule: messenger RNA, 6452 nt
Organism: Suillus subalutaceus
Lineage: Eukaryota; Fungi; Basidiomycota; Agaricomycetes; Boletales; Suillaceae
Product: nucleoporin Nup186/Nup192/Nup205
Exons: 12
Coding region: 9-6350 (2113 amino acids)
Biological process (GO): nuclear pore organization
Cellular component (GO): nuclear pore inner ring; nuclear pore
Molecular function (GO): structural constituent of nuclear pore
Source: RefSeq, a predicted model, not a curated record
UCUGCGCUAUGGAGUCCAUAUCGCGAUUCAGAAGCGUGCUUUUGACGUGUCUCAGCUCUCGUGGACAUGGAGAGCAAGAGCUUUUUGACGAACUCAUGAUGCACAAGCAGAGGCUGCUUGAGCUGUUUGAGGUAGGACAGAGCAGUCAGCAGGAACAACAAGAGCUGCGAAGUGGAAGGAUCACGAUCAAUGGCAGGUCAUUUGCCGUCAAUGCGGAUUUUGCUCAGCAGGCAAUAUUCCUUGCCCAGCAGCUCAAGUCAUCCGAGAAAUACAUCGCGAGCAUACUGCAUUCUGUCAUGACCGAAAACCCAAAUAUCGGUCCAGUCGGUUGCAUAGAAGCCACAGUCGUUGAAUUUCAUCAAAGACGACGUCAUUUGGUCGACUGUCUGCGUUACAUCUUUGAGGCUGCAGAGUUGGCUGAGUUGCCAGAUGCACUGCGACUUUACAAACGGCUAGAUGCUUUUGCUAGGCAGGAUCUCGUCCCGCCUACGAAGGGACCAGGGGGAGAGGUAUCGCUGGCGUUACGAAUAUUCAAAGAGCUAGAGAACUUGGGGAACACAGUUGCACGGGCGCAACAAGCAAAACAGUGCGCCGUGAGCAAUACUGUAGCUCCUUCUGGUGGUUCACCCACUUUGGGCUACGACAUCCUCAGUGCACGUUGCGACUCGCUCAAAUACGAGAGACGAUACCUUGCCACUGUCUACUUCCAGAUUGCCCGUCUUGGAUGUCUCACAGUCUCCGACAUUCGCACUUCACUCGAUUGGCUAUCUGUGAAUCCCAACGACGCCAUGACAUUCUAUGUCUUGGCCGCUAUUCUGGCUGCCUUUGAUUUGGUAGACCCCUCGUCUGUCGGUGGCAAGAAUCGCCAACGCCUGGCUACAGACAAUGCAAUGAUAUCAUAUACGAAGCAAAAGCUCUCUCGCAAUACGGAGUGGAAGGACACGGGUUUAAAAGCAACUGUAUUGCUAAAGUGGACUCUCCUCUUAACCGAGACUCGUCACCGCGACCCCUCUCUGGAGGCCAGGGAGGGUUUUAAAACUACAGAGCUGGAGACUCAAAUUUGGAAUGCGGUCCAGGGCGAUGCCUUUACGUACCUCACCACAGCGCUUAUCCAGUUGUCGAGAAGUUCACCAGCAACGUCAUUCGCUGCCUUCAUUGAGCUUACGCCCGAGCAGGAGCAACUAAGAGAACCGCCUCAUGAAGACUUUAAGCUGGCCGUUCUGAAUGCUUGCGACGCGCUGGUGCGUUCGGUGAUCACAUGUGCAUCCUCGGAGCUACGCAAAAUCAAACAACGUCAAGAGGAUAUUGUUCUCGCCAGUGCACGUCUAUUCCGGUCGGUGACACAUUCCGGGCAAGACUCAGAUUCUCAAGCAAAUCCACGCAACGACAUCGCCAUGCUGUACUCGUUUAUAGGUCUUCUAUACUCCAUACUUCCUCCCGAACGAGCUUUGCAGUUUUGGGGGGCUACACCACUCACUGAAACCCAUCGUCUUACGUACAUGGAGAUCGCGGAGACCAACGCAGGCAGGCUUCCUUCUUUCCUUCAGUGGGCAGUAUGGUCCACACAGACUCGUGAUGUUGUCAUGACCACUGCGCUAUACGACAUGCUGUCUGGUUUAGCAAAAGGCCAACAAUGCAGCGAGCUCGCAUAUAAUUUCCUUGCUAGAGGUGGUGUAGAAGUCGUACCAGGAAGCAGCCUCGCUGCCAGCUCAUCUCACUACAGUGCUGGUUCGGCUGUAUCCUGGACACUCAUAUUCGCUCUGCUAGAAUCCUGGGCAGUUCCCUCCUCCAGCCCCAAGCCCCAUCCACCUCCGCAACAGAACUUGGGAACAUCAUUCAGUGGUUUCAGGUCAUCUCAUUUCGCCGAGUCUCAAGCUGCCUCCCAACAACAGCAGCAGAAACAGGUUGUAAUAGGACCUAACGAUGUUUUACUUGCCCAAUCGUUCCUCCGCCUUCUAUCUACGGUGGUUUCGUGCUCAGUCGCUGUCCGCCUCGCGGUCUCGGGAAACACGCACUUCAGGGCUAUUCCAACGCUGGUCUCGCUGAUACCUCUUGGGAUACCCUUGGAGCUGAAGGGAGCAAUUUUUGACACCCUAGCAGCUUUUUGUGAACCUGGAGCGGGUGUUGCUGGAGUGGAGAUAUGCAGAUCGGUAUGGACGUUGAUGGAGCGGCUAGAGGUCAUAAACGUCCGUGCAAGUUCCUCCCGUGUUGGCGGAGUGUUGCAUCCCGUCAAGGGCGUCGAGGUGGAGUUGGACGAGGUUGAAGCUAUUCACAAGCUCUAUCCUGCUACGGUUCCGUUCCUCAAUCUCCUUAGCACACUCAUCCACACUCCCAAACGCCUUUCCUUGAAGGACCUCAUCACAGAUUCGGAGCCACUGAACACCAUUCCUGAUGCCCUUGGUCAACCAUACCGUCUUCCCGGAAUUGGACCUUACAUAUCCUUCGUCAUCGACAACGUUUUCGCUAAUAUCCCCCGGAGAGAGUACAGGCGACCUUCAGAUAGGUGGCAGAUGAAUGACUUGUGCUUAUCCUUCGUCGAGCGAGUCCUCGCCAGCUACGAUCUAGAGCUGUUGGUCUCGUCAGGUGAAGAUGUCGUCUUAAAGCGAGAGGCCAUUGUUCCCCUCCUCGUCCACCCAGGGUAUGACAUAAUGCAGCGUCUCUUGACAAACUCGCUGUUGCAAACCAGUAUCUUGACGUACAUCGUCGAUGGCGUAGAAGGCUUUGAGAAAGGUUUCGCUGAUGAAGAACCGCAUUUCAAGAAUACGAUCGUGCGCGUUUUGCGGGUCGUCCACCGCGUUCUGGAUAUUCAGGAUAUCUUCCUUGACGUUCUUGUGCCACUCCUCACGGAGUUUGAUGGCUCGCAGUUUGUCGGCGUCGCUCAUGCUCGGUCAUAUUAUACGCGUUUCGACCAAGCGUUGUCGUAUGGCACACAGCAUAUUCCUGCAAUUGCUGCGUAUGUAGUGUACCCUGCAUACCCUGAGCUUGUCCUUCUCGCUGUCAAGAUUGUCACGCAACUGUCGUCGUCGGUCAGCAACCUAACCACCCUCGUCGAGCGCAGCAAUGACUCGGAUCGUGUCCUCAGCGGCUUCAAGCAACUACUCAGCGUUGAGUCAUUUGACAAUGUGGAUGCUAGUGAAACGCAGGCUGAACAGGUGACGGGCGCUGGUGCUCCUGAUAGAGAAGCGCAAGAAUCACUCGAUCAAGCGAUACGACUUGCCAUCCUUGAAUUGCUCAUCCAGAACACGCGACCAAACCGACCAUAUCCCACCAUCGGUCAUUUCCUGUUGUUCGGUGGCCCAGAAAACGAGCAUCAAAUCCAAGAUCCACACGCGUUGGGUGUGCACAGAACGUGUGCCCACGUCAUCUUUGACCUUGUCAACGCUGGAGUACCUAGAGUGCAUAGCAAAGGCAAAGAACGCGAACGCGAACGUCGACUUGCGCGUCAGGUUGAUCCAUUGUUCAUUUCCAUCCCUGCUUUGGCAGAGCGUUGCUAUCAGGUCAUCCAUCAACUCUGUGUGCAUCCACGGACAUCAGAGGCCACCAUGCGGUACCUCCGCACGCGAGAAGACUUCUUCGCCCGCCAUCUUGCAGCCAUACCUUCCAAAGCCCCGGAAACGCAUGACGAGCCUGUCAUUGAGGUCCUAUAUCAUGAUGGUUCUCGCGUUAUCACCAGCGUAUCAGCUCUGCGGUCAUUCAUGGGUGUACGCUCUCGCAUCCUGGAUCUAGUAUCGCUUGAUCUCCAUGUCCUGACCCGCAAAGGCCACCACAAGGGCGUUUUGGAGGUUUUGCAAAUUAUAUUCGGCUCGGAGGCUAUGACUGGCGAGGAUGUGCUCGAAUGGGAUGUGGAUGCGCUGCAGCCGUUCCAGGAGAUGGGCCAGUCUCAUCUUCGGAUCAUCGAGUCCGUGCAGUCCCUCAGCUUUGAUUGGUCAGACAGUUUAACCGUUCAUCCUGUCGACCUGGAGCUCCUUGGUCAGUUGAACCUCCAGUCCUGCAUCCGUGUGGAUGGCACUGGGUGUGAAGUCGUUGAUAGAUCUGCGCUAUUAUCCCUGUUGACGCUCGCUCGACGUUCCCUCCACGCCCAAGGCCGAAUCACCAGUAGCGCGCACGCUGACAAAUUAAACGCUGAGACCUCGUACGUCUUGGAGAGCUGUGCAAUCGAGAACCAUCGCCGUGAGGUUGCUUUUGCUGUUGCUACCGGAUAUGAAGCGUGGUGGAGGGUAUUGGACAUCACCCUUACCAAGUGCUUCCAGCGUCUGCCGCAUGACAGGCGCGAGAACAUGCUCUUUGACUUAUUGCACGUUCUACCUACUGCAAUUCGUUCCUCUGACAUCCAGGAGCCUACUGCAGUUCUCCUUUCGGAAGCAGUACUGUCUUGCAUCACGAAGCUACGCGAAGAUCGGCGUCACCAAAUUAUGCUACAAUCCGCCGGCGGAGACACUGACGCAGGCUCUUUGCCUGCAGAGAGACUGUAUGCGCUUCUUCGCAGCAUCCUUGACUGCAUCCUGGACAACAACCGUUCUGAAUUGGUCCGUGGCAACCUAUACGCCUCUUUGAUUAAUUACUUCCACCUUAUUGGAGGGAGUGACCAGAGGUCUUCGGGAGAUGCGUCAUUGGAGACGUUCGGGAAGCACUCGUUAUCGAUGUCGAUGUCGAUGUCAAUGUCGAUGUCCCUCUCCGUUCGCUCCUCGCACGACGAUUUAUCCCUAAAUGAUUCUCGAUCCAUGCGCGGGACGCCAAAGCCUGCAACGAAUACAUCAACGCUAGAGCUCGGUACGCUGGCUGCGCUGAAAAGCGUGCUCGAGAGACUGGUCACGAUCAUAUCUCGGGACGCAAUCGAUGGUACUGAAGUUUGGAAGACUGUUGCUUUGAUGCUGUUGGACUCUCUCGCUCAGCUGUGCCGCUCGGAUAAGUCCCGCAUGUUCCUUACGUCUUUGGUUCGCUAUGGGAUUUUGUCAAACUUUGUCCAAGGACUGAAGGAAGCGGAGUCGCAAAUGCAGUAUGUGCUCAAACCAGACCCAGACGAUCUAAAUCCUUUAUACGUUUACGAGUCAAAGAUGUCCUUCUUGAUACGGAUGGCACAAACGAGGCCGGGGGCAGAACGGUUACUUGAAGCUCGAAUUUUCCCAGUGCUGAGUCAAUGCGAGUUCUUGGAUACAAGGCCAGAAGCGGAUCAGUCAUUUAUGGACCAGGACUCUUUCUUGCCUUCGGCGAUUCAGCGAUACCACCAGCUGUUCAUGCCGGCACUUCAGCUCGUUGCUGCGAUGUUGACGACGUUGGGAGCUCAGCAUGCUACGGCGAGCAGUCAGGCACUCGACUUUUUAUCAAGCCAUCGAGAAACGAUGGUUAUUCUUCUCAAAAAUGAUUCUGAAGAAAUUGGCUUGUCGAUCGUUCAAGAAAUCCAUCUCAUAGUGUCGCUGAGCAGAAGCGUCCUGACGCUCGUUCCAAAAUCUGAGCUAAUGUCGACGAAUUCCGGGUUUGGUGGCAUCCACGGUGCUGUGUUAGGCCUGGCUGCGCGGUGCUUGGGAAACAGAAACUGGAGUCAAGCGGUCAAACCUCAGACGGACGCAGAGGUUUUACGAGCUAGCGUCUUUGCAUCUGGGCAUGGAUCGACUAGUCAAUUUGAUCUGAGUUUGAGGCGCCAGGAACGGUUGCUCCUCAAGGCUAUCGUGGAGUACCUUGGGACUGCUAGUGAAUUCACUGAGCCUGAGAUUACACUGGUGCUUUCUCCUGUCGUCACGGUUCCUCGACACGAUGAACGGUCGUCUCGUUUCGUAGCUACGAUACCGACGGUCGGCGAUGCUAUUGAGGCACUGAGUGGACUCUGCGACGAUCUUUCAGAGACGUUGAAACAGAUAGCUGACUUGUCUGCUGAACUGUCCUCACGAGACCAUAUUCGAGUUGACAACAUCCAAGAGAUCGUCAGCGUGUCUGAUCCCGCAUUCCUCCAAGAUCUAGACAUCGCGCAGAAAAGGUCGUUAAUAUUCAGAGAGUAUGAGCGGUUCAGGAACGAGGCUCAAGAUGAGGUCAAAAACAUGCUCGGCACCACUGAGAUGGUAUUACUGUUGCUAUGGCGCCAUCUCGUGAGCUAUGUGGAGCGCGACUUGUCGAGCGGCGCAACUGCGGCGCCAGUUAUAAAUAUGAAGAGCACUCUCAGGCUUCUUCCACCCCCGGACUCUGAUUCGUUCAAGGCGAACGCGGGCAAAAAAUUGAUUGGUGCUCUCGCGAGGUUAUCAACGUUGGAUCUGACGGUGGAUACGCUGGGAAGUGAGUGGCAGUCAUACCAGGGAUAUAUUGAGAUUAUGUCACGGAGGUUGAGGGAUACGGUUGGGUUGCAUGAGGCUUUGGAGUAGAUGGUUCGUUGUUGUCGUCGUUUGUUGUAUUCAAAAGUAUCGCAUUGCGCUUAUGAUGGAUUGAUCGAUGUCGUUGGAAUGAAUAACGAGCAAGUACUAGAU